Messenger RNA from Anguilla rostrata (American eel), 2259 nucleotides. Its product is annotated as arginine/serine-rich coiled-coil protein 2-like. The record is from RefSeq and is a predicted model, not a curated record. NCBI's taxonomy places the organism in Eukaryota, Metazoa, Chordata, Actinopteri, Anguilliformes, Anguillidae. The transcript is spliced from 11 exons. Bases 283 to 1575 code for a protein of 430 amino acids.
AGGAGGACCACUCCGAUGCUCAGUCCAUCCUAUGCUAUUUUGGGAAAAGCUGUGCAAAGGAACUCCGAAAACUAAUCGGAGAUUCAAAUUUAUCCGCUACUAUAACCACCAGCAACAGACUGGUAUUAUGACAUUUAACAUGAGGUGAUUUCCCAUCAUGCCUCACUAACAACAUCCGGGGACUGAAGCUGCGGAGGAGAGGUUCUUGUGAAGUGGUGGAGAAAGACGGCAGGGCGAUAAGACUGUAAAAAUUGCAGUUUUGUUUGUUCUUGUGAUUCUGAAAUGGCGGCCGGUGACACCGUUGUAGAGGAGCUGCCCAAGAGAUCGUCCCCAGAGACGGACAGAAGAAGACCGAGCAUGGACUCGAAAUCACCCAGAAGCUCAAAACACCAUCACUCGCGAUCCAGGUCACGAUCAAGAGACCGAAAACGCAAAUCAACAGACAAAAAGCACAGACGAAGUCGAAGCAGGAGCAAAGAGGCGCGGAGGCGGGGCUCGGACAGGCCCUCGAAACCGCACAAGCUGGAGGAGCCGCACGAGCGGGAGAAGGAGAGGGCGGAGGGGGAGAAGGAGAGGGCGGAGCGGGAGAAGGGGCGGGAGAGGCUGUCUGCCGAAAAUGGCGAGGAGCGUCACCGCCGCAGAGACGGCCGACCGUGCCGGGGGCGGAGCCACUCCAGGUCGCGCUCGCGAGAGAGGCGAGGUCGCAGCAGGAGCAGGGACAAGCGGCGCUCGCGGUCCAGGAGCCGGGACAGGAAGAAGAGGGCCCGCUCUCGCUCGCGGUCCCGGUCCAAACACAGACACCACAGCAGGAGCCGAAGCAAGAGCAGGGACAGGAAGAGGAAGCCUGAGAAGGUGCACAGGAAGUCGAGCAGCCGCUCCCUGAGCCCGGUCACGUUCCGGGGGCGCAACACGGCCAUGGACGCACAGGAAGCCCUGGCCCGCCGGUUGGAGAGGGCGAAGAAGCUGCAGGAGCAGAAGGAGAAGGAGAUGCUGGAGAAGCAGCAGCAGCAGCAGCAGGAGAUCGCUGCAGUGGCAGGCCCCCUGCUGGUGGACCCGGUGGUGGCGGCCGCAGCCAGCCCCUCCGUCCUAAACGUGGCGGCUCUGCUGGCGUCGGGGACGCAGGUCACGCCCCAGAUCGCCAUGGCGGCGCAGAUGGCGGCCCUGCAGGCCAAAACGCUGGCGGAGACGGGCAUCGCGGUGCCCAGCUACUACAACCCGUCGGCCGUCAACCCCAUGAAGUUCGCCGAGCAGGAGAAGAAGAGGAAGAUGCUCUGGCAGGGCAAGAAGGAAGGGGACAACAAGUCCCAGACAGCUGAGCUUUGGGAAAAGCUGAACUUUGGAAAUAAGGACCAAAACGUCAAAUUCCGCAAGCUGAUGGGCAUUAAAGGCGAGGAGGAGGGGGACGUCCCCGGGGCGGUUAGCGAGGAAGGCCUGAAGACGCUGCAGCAGCAGGAGGAGAUGUUCCGCAACCUGGACGUGCAGUACGAGAUGGCGCGGUCCCAGACGCACACCCAGCGCGGCAUGGGCCUGGGCUUCUCCUCGGCCUUCUCCUCGCGGGGGAUGGACACCAUUUGACACGGCCCCUCUUCCACAGCCCGGCACAGACUUUCCACGGCACCGGGACCUGCUGGUGGAGCUUUGUGUUCUAGAGCUUCUGGUGUAAAAGUCUCUGUUUACUGAAGAAGAGAAAAACAAAAACAACAACAAAAAAAAAAGAAGCUAGUAGACUAUCUUGCAUGGAUGUUGCAUUGAAUCUAUAAUUUAUUGAGGGGAAACAAUUAAGAGAAACAAUCUCCCAGCUGAAGUCUUCUGCACAUAGCUGAGCGCUGAUCUAGCCUUGGCAUUUUGAUCCCAUACACACCCUUUUCAAAAAUGACAAAAAUAAGGCUCAGUGUGACAAUUAUUGAGAAGGCAGGCUUGACAGAAUCCUACAAUUGUAAUUGCCCUGUUCCCCUGCUUUUUGUACUAAAACAAUGUAAAUAUUUUCAUUUAUUUUAACACGAAUGGGACAUCUAGACGUGGAAGUGAAAUGAUUCAUCGAUUUCCAUUCAACUGCCAGUGGGGCAAAACGGCUCAUAUAACCAAUCACAGAAUAUGUAGCGUUUGAUCUGAAAGUCCUCGGUCUCAUAGGAUAAGAGCACUGUCUUCAGGACUGGGUCUUUAUUUCCACUGAUGGCAUGACUGCUACUACCACCGUCAAACCGCCUUUGUAUUAAAUAUAUUUACUUCAAUUAAAAGGAAUAGUCUUGUUUUCUGGUA